Molecule: messenger RNA, 2463 nt
Organism: Daphnia magna
Lineage: Eukaryota; Metazoa; Arthropoda; Branchiopoda; Diplostraca; Daphniidae
Product: transmembrane protein 181
Molecular function (GO): toxic substance binding
Source: RefSeq, a predicted model, not a curated record
AAAGCUCGUCUUCUGAUGGAAUAACUUGAUUGCCGAAGUUAUUGGCAAAUCGUGUUUAGAAAAUGCUUCUCGACCUUCUACCCCGCGUGUACAAAUAUUGACCUAAUAAAACAUCUUUGUCCCAUAGCUUAUUGUCGGUGACGUUUCAACAAACAACUUUAAGUUAAUUUUUUUUUUCCUGGAACCAUGAAGCGGUUCAUUCAUUUAGCAUUGAAAGGUACAUCAACUCACCUUAAGUUUUCAAGUUGUUUACAGUCAUUCCCUCAAUGGUGCCAUGUGAGAAACCGACGAAAAUUUGAAUGAUUUGAGGACAAGAUUGUGCGCGGGCGUAAACCGUUGCGCAUGCGUACCGAACGCAAAAUCAAUACUACUCUUUCCCCUAGUACUCCAAGAGUGUAGUUGGCGGGAUGGACUCUCUAAACUGUGUCGCUAACCGUUCGCGUUAUACUGUCUCCGCAAAAAGGCCUUAGUAUUUGUGUUUUGGAAUAAAAGAUGCAAAUGGAAUCAGAUCCGGAUUUGAGUUUUUCAGUUUGGGGAUCUUUUGGCAAAGCUCGAAAUCAAAUGUCACAAUUUUGUGAUCUUUGCAGUGACUUUAGCCGAUUCAUCGCCCCAGCUUAUCACCAUGAUCGAUGUGAACGGUCCGUGCAAAUGCGUUUGUAUUCAAUGCACAAGCGUGAAUUUGGUUUAGUUUUCUUGGCUUUUUUUGCCUGUUUCGGCAUGUGUGUUUUCGUUGGUCUGGCUGGUCCUCCUAUAACAUCCACCACCCACCAAAGUGUGUCCCAGAUCAGUGGUCACCCUAAUGGUAGUGAUAUGGCCACGGGACCUUAUUAUCUUGCCACUCCUAUGCUGACGUCUUACCAUCAACAGUUUUGGGUCGUUGCUCAAAUUGUAACUGAAAAUAAGGAUGAUGAAAGCUUCGAAAAGAAAUUUCACGUCAGCAUUGCAAUGGAUGGACUUAUGGAAAACGAACAAGUCAGCAAAAUAGUUCCUAGCGAUCACAUGCACAACCGGACACGAGAUUUACAAUGUGAACGACGAAACUGUAGCGAAAUCCUUAUUCUGCACAUGGGUUAUUUUGAUUACUCCCAUUAUGCCUUGACAAUACGUUUUUAUGGAUUGGAGAGCAUUCAUAAUCGAUACAUCAUUAGAGAUGUUAUAUUUUACUUUCGUAGCUACAACCCGGCAUUCACACGUUUAGAAAUUUGGUUUCGGUUCGUCUUCUUAUUAAGUACCUUCAUUGCUACAUGCUGGUUUUUUGUUUCCAUGAAGAAAUAUUCCGUUGUCAACUGGUCCCUCGAACAAAAAUGGAUGUCAGUUUUAAUGCCAUUGCUAAUCCUCUACAAUGAUCCUGUGUUCGCGAUGAGUUUUUUAAUAGACUCUUGGUUUCCUGGAGCCCUAGACGCAAUAUUCCAGAUAAGCUUCCUCAGUGCACUGCUCCUUUUUUGGCUGUGUGUUUACCACGGUCUCCGCCAAAAUGAUAGACGCUUUAUCACGUUUUACCUGCCAAAAGUUCUUCUGGUCGGUUCCAUCUGGCUUUCAAUGAUUGUAGUGGCUGUUUGGCAAGAAAUCGAAGAAGUUAACGACCCGACUUUCAGUUACAAAUUGGACACGGAUCAUUUUUACGGAUUUAAAAUGUUCCUCAUUAUAGCUUCUGCUGUUUAUUUAGCUUAUUUGGUUCUUCUAAUGAUCAAAGCGUACAGUGAACUUCGAUCGAUGCCAUUCUUUGAUAUGCGAUUAAAAUUUUUGACACUGCUGGUACUCUUCGUGCUGGGCAUUAGUAUCUCAGUGACUUUUUUCCGCUAUGGUAUCGGUGUUCUUCAGGAUAAUUUUAUAGCCCAACUCAGCACCAACUACCACAACUCUAGCGAAUUCCUGGCUCUCUAUGGUCUGCUUAACUUUUACAUCUACACCAUGGCCUACGUCUAUUCUCCGACAAGCAACGCAGUUUUAGAGCACAGUGUCAUGAAAGACAAUCCGGCCUUCUCUAUGGUAAACGAUAGUGACGAAGAUGUCGUCUAUGGCUCGGAUGAUGACGGAAGGAAGCCUCUCACAAUCAACCUCACUUCCAAAGAUGAUGACAGUGAUUAGAGCUUAGACCAUUGAUUCAAGCGGCAAGUUGUGUUUUUCGGAAACGGUUCAAAGUUAUGAAUUUCUAAAGUGUGUAACUGUAUUUGCAUCAGUCACACAGAUGUAUGAAUUAAUGAUUUUACCUUUUUUUAUUUUAUUUUGUUAUUACAGUGCACUGCAGUACGAUGCCAAAUGUACCGCACGUUCAAUUUAACUCUCUUGAGAACAUAGAAAAGUAACGAUCCUGACGGAUUGCUUUUCCCCUUUUAUAUUUGUAAUUUAAGGUGAUAUUUCAUUUCGAUGUCUUUAGUGUACUGUUUUUAACAACUUAAUUGGCUUUUGUGCGGUAUAGUAGUUGAGCCAAUGAAAGGAAAUUAACAAGUAAUCUACACCUUU